Messenger RNA from Dryobates pubescens (Downy woodpecker), 911 nucleotides. RefSeq names its product hydroperoxide isomerase ALOXE3-like. The transcript has 8 exons. Gene Ontology annotation, biological process: linoleic acid metabolic process; lipid oxidation. Lineage: Eukaryota; Metazoa; Chordata; Aves; Piciformes; Picidae. The coding region runs from base 1 to 891 and encodes 296 amino acids. Gene Ontology annotation, molecular function: metal ion binding; oxidoreductase activity, acting on single donors with incorporation of molecular oxygen, incorporation of two atoms of oxygen. The record is from RefSeq and is a predicted model, not a curated record.
AUGGGCUGGGCCCUGGCCGUGGCCACCCAGCGCCUGCCAGCCGGGCACCCCGUGCACCAGCUGCUCCUCCCCCACUUCCGCUUCACUUUCCACAUCAACAUCCUGGCCAGGGACACUCUGCUCAACCCCGGGGGCAUCAUCGACCAGGCCACCGCCCUCGGCAGGGAGGGGACGCUGGAGCUGGUGGCCAGAGCCACCCAGGCCCUGACCUACAGAGAGCUUUGUGUCCCUGAGGACAUCCAGGACAGGGAGGUGGCCGAGGUCCCCAACUACCACUACAGGGACGAUGCCCUGCAGCUCUGGGACGCCAUCCACAGCUGGGUGCAGGGCAUGGUGCAGCUGUUCUACGCCGGGGACCAGGCGGUGGCGCAGGACCAGGAGCUGCAGGAGUGGCUGCAGGAGAUCUGCGAGCGCGGCCUGCGCGGCGGCGGCCAGCGGGGCUUCCCCUGCCAGCUGUGCUGCAGGCCUGAGCUGGCCAAGUUCCUGACCAUGAUCAUCUUCUGCUGCUCUGCCAGGCAUGCCGCCGUCAACAGCGGCCAGUACGACUUCGCCGCCUGGAUGCCCAACACCCCUGGCACCCUGCGCAGGCCUCCCCCCAGCUGCCAGCAGGAGGUGACCCCAGAGGAGCUCCUGCAGAGCCUGCCCAGCCCUGAGGCCACUGCUGCCCUCCUGGCACUGCUGGCAGUGGUCAGCUACGAGGGAGGGCAGCCGCACCCUUUGGGCACCAGAGCUGAGGACCUGCUGCGGGGGGCAGCCCCCAGGCAGCUCCUGGACACCUUCAGGAGGAGCUUGGCCUCCAUCUCCCAACGCAUCCAACGCAGGAACCAGGCCCUGGACCUCCCCUACCCCUACCUGGACCCUGCCAGAGUGCAGGAGAGUGUUGCCAUCUGAGGUGCCCACCCCAGCUGGCA